Candida dubliniensis CD36 is the source of this 1374-nucleotide messenger RNA. RefSeq lists its product as uncharacterized. The transcript has a single exon. The record is from RefSeq and is a predicted model, not a curated record. Gene Ontology annotation, biological process: transmembrane transport. Bases 1 to 1374 code for a protein of 457 amino acids. Gene Ontology annotation, cellular component: fungal-type vacuole membrane. Gene Ontology annotation, molecular function: transmembrane transporter activity. NCBI's taxonomy places the organism in Eukaryota, Fungi, Ascomycota, Pichiomycetes, Serinales, Debaryomycetaceae.
AUGUCGGACGGAUGGAUUUCAUUUCUAAUUGACGAGAUUGGCCUUUAUACCCUCUCAAAUUCCGGAAGCGAUGUAUACAUUAUCAUUCUUCUUAGAAUGAUAAGAUUAAUUGGCUUUGGUGCGACAUCUUUAAUCCUUGCAUUAUUUUUAAAAUCACUAGGCAUUCCAGAACAAUAUAUUGGUUUAUUUAUGACAUUGACAUUUGUUGGAGAUUUAGUGUCUUCAUUCUUAUUAUCUGUCAUAACUGAUCAAAUCGGAAGGAAAAAAAUGUUGCUUGCAUGUUCGAUAUUAAUGACUUUGACUGGGGCUGUUUUCGGUUUGUUUGAAAAUUACUAUGUUUUGGUAACAGCUGCUAUUUUAGGAAUUUUAACUCCCUCUGGAGGGGAGGUUGGACCAUUUAGAACAGUUGAACAAAGUUCUAUUGCAUCUUUGGUUCCUCAUGAGAAAAGAUCAGACAUUUAUGCUUGGUAUACAUUUUUGGGUACAUUUUGUGCUGCGUUUGGGUCAUUCUUAGCAGGAGCAUUGAUUGACAUUGUUCAGGACAACUAUGGAUUCACCAUAGUGCAAAGUUAUAAAUGCGUAUUUUGGGUAUACACGUUGUUGUCUGGUAUAUGUGUCAUUUUAUGUUUAUUCAUUACUGAAAACAUUGAAGUGAAACCAGACCCUGUGCCUGAAGAACCAGCAACAACGCCAGAAAAUGGUACUGAACCAACUGAAAGAACUCAAUUGGUACCACUGCAAACCGGUAAUGUGAACAGUAAACCAAAGAACAAGUUCAGAUUGUUGCCACAUUUAUCACCAGAUACUUACUUACUUGUUGUUAAAUUGUCUUUAUUGUUUGGACUUGAUUCGUUUGCCUCAUCAUUAACCCCAAUCUCAUGGAUUUCAUAUUAUAUUAAAAACAAGUUUGAUGUACCUUCAUCCUAUUUGGGUUCAGUCUUUUUCACAACUGGAUUUGUGAGUGGUUUCACAUCUCUUGGUAGUACACCAUUAACGAAAAGAUUUGGAGCAGUUGUGACAAUGGUUUUCACUCACUUACCAGCGUCAAUAUUGUUAGCUCUUGUUCCAUUCCCAUCGUCAUUCUCCUUAACCAUGGGUAUUUUGGUUGUUCGGGCAUGUACACAAACAAUGGAUGUGGCACCCAAACAUGUAUUCUUAGCAACCCUAGUGUCCGAUAGUGAUAGAACAGCGGUGUUUGGAUUUGUCAACGUUGUCAAAACUUUAGCACAAGUUGUGGGUCCAAGUAUUGUUGGUGUGAUCACUCAACGUGGUGCACAAUGGGUUUCCUUCGUUAUUGCCGGGUCAUUGAAGGCAACCUACGAUAUUGGAAUGUUGGUAACAUUUUUAACUUACAAUCGCCAUGCUGUACACUAG